CUUAUGAACAUUGUGUAUAUUACUGGCAGGCUUCUGAAGGCCUUUAACAUCGACUUUAACUGGUAUCAUUUAGCUUCUUGGAUCAACAUCACGGAACAAUGGCCGUAUCGAACUUCGUGGAUUAUAUUAUAUUAUGAAGCACACGAAUCAGAGCUGGAAGAUAACUCUUCACUGAAGGCGAUAUACGAGAAAGUUAAACCUUACAUUCCUGUGUCGAAAGAAGUUGAUCCAAUGCUGGAUUUUGACCACGAUGAACGAAAAUUUGAAGUUGUUUUAUCAUUUCAUACUUCUAACUUACUAGUUGGGGGAUUAAAAAUCUUUCUUCCCUUCACCAUCAACUUAGACCCAUACAUACGAAAGAAAAUACAAGAAGAACACCUAAAUCUUGGUGACAUCACUCGCUUGGAAGGCCAGCUCGUUCCACGUGGCCACCAUACCCACAACUCGUCAGUCUUUCAGGUCUUUCCUCCUUCUAUGUGGCCUACUCCAUCACUUUCACGACCUUCUAAAGAUUUCAGUGUAAUUGAAGGACAGCUUUUGACUAUGAGGGGUGCCCCUGUUGGAGCUGCAGCCUCCAACAGUGAGUAUUCCACCUCGUCAUUGUUUCGUGAAAAGCCGUCUUGUUGGCAGUUGGGGCUACCUCAAACACAUACUCUCCCUGAAUCAAUUAUACCAGUGAAAACUAACAUUAGAAACUGGGAGCAAGUCUUCAAGAACCAGAGACUCAGUACUUUAUCUGUGGAUGGAAUAAUUUCUUUACUAGACUCUUUGGAAGGAGUAGAUGACAAAAAACUUUGUACUUAUAAAGAACAGCUGUCAGAGAACAACAUCAAUGGACUUGUUUUACUAACAUGUGAUCUAUCUGAACUUAAGAGAGUAUUAAGGAUGAGUUUUGGAGACUGGGAGCUCUUUCGUCAGCUGGUACUAGCUCUUAGAGAGAAUGAAUAUUCUAGUGACUUGGAUCGAGGUUUUAUAGGUGAUACUUUUAGCCACAGUCGUGGACAGUCGGAACGACGUUCUUCACCCCCUGUUCUUCGCCACUCUCCAGUUGGUGAUGAACCAAGCAUCCAGACAAAAACUACAGACACAAAGACAGAAUCUUCACAUGUUACUGAAAAAGAAGAUUCAAGGUCAGUUCCACGUAGCCGAAGUUCUAGUUCGGCACUAGAGAAACAGGUUACGAUGGAAGAGACGAUGAUUUUUGGAGCUCUAGAGACAUUGAAUGAAGAGGCCCAGGAAGAUACCCUACAAGAAAAAUAUCAGUCGGGCGAACAUAGAGAUUCUGUUUCAGUCACUACUCAUUCCCCAAAUCCUCUAAGUCCAAUUAUGUCGGACCCUGAAGAGGGUCUUCAAGAUAGCCAGUCAGAUGUAAAUGAAAGUGUGGCCAGUGUACCAGCGAGUUUCACAUAUCCAUCCGAGAUAAACGUAAUGUACUUAAAAACUCCACCACACGGCUCUCCUAUAACCAGGCUCAUGACAGUAGCCGAAACGUUGUUCACUUAUCAGGCAGGCGGCAGCAAUGCCUACCUGGGGAUGGCCCAGAUUGUUCAUCGAAAUGUCAUUUAA
Molecule: messenger RNA, 1566 nt
Organism: Limulus polyphemus (Atlantic horseshoe crab)
Lineage: Eukaryota; Metazoa; Arthropoda; Merostomata; Xiphosura; Limulidae
Product: kinase D-interacting substrate of 220 kDa-like
Exons: 8
Coding region: 4-1566 (520 amino acids)
Source: RefSeq, a predicted model, not a curated record